Megalopta genalis is the source of this 986-nucleotide messenger RNA. It is a transcript of the gene Acbp1, whose product is annotated as Acyl-CoA binding protein 1. Gene Ontology annotation, molecular function: fatty-acyl-CoA binding. The record is from RefSeq and is a predicted model, not a curated record. NCBI's taxonomy places the organism in Eukaryota, Metazoa, Arthropoda, Insecta, Hymenoptera, Halictidae. Gene Ontology annotation, biological process: fatty acid metabolic process.
AUACAUCUAAGGUUAAAUUGAAGUUACAUUAUGUACCAAAUUCGAAUUUCGAAUAAACAUGAUUGUAAAUAAAGCUAUCAGCAGUUAUCGUGGACAGUAUGGUGGCAAAGUCAGGAGUGGGAGACGUUUAAAUGACGACGCUACAGCAAAAUUUCCGUAGUCUUCUAAUACGCACGGUGGAAACAACGUGGGUCGCUGAUUUUCAAAGAAUUUCUGUAUAGAUACGGAACAAUUAUGUCUCUAGACGAAAAAUUUAACAAGGCAGCCGAGGAGGUCAAGGAACUGAGUUCUCAACCUUCAGAUGCUGAUAUGCUCGAACUAUAUUCAUUGUACAAACAGGCUACUGUGGGAGAUUGCAAUACAACAAGGCCAGGCAUGUUAGACUUUAAAGGCAAAGCCAAAUGGGAUGCUUGGGACCGCAAGAAAGGCAUGAGCCAAGAAACUGCGAAGGAGAACUAUAUUCAAAAGGUGGCUGAACUGGUAGCUUCCAUUGGGAAAAAGUAACUUCCAUUUGCACAAGAUAUUGUAUAUGCUGCAUAACUAUUGCACGCGUACACAGAGAUUUUACUGUUUUUUGAAUCUUCCAUUUUCUUACCAAUGCGCGUAUACAACAUAGGAUCCCAAGACUAGUUCAUUUUUUAUAUACUCAAGAGUGCAACAGUUGCAAACACGCUUUUAUACAGAAUGUGGAAUAGCGAAGAAUUGAUGAUCCGCGAUCAAUGAAUCGGGGACCAUCGAUCUCGACAAUGAAAUUUCUACGACUAUUUCAUAUUCGGUGUCGUUGAUACAGACAUACUCGUCCAAAUACUUCUCUUGUACUUUGCUAAGGCUGAUGACGACGAAGAUAUUAUAAUGAGAUAUAAUCUCUCUUUUUCUUAGGAAUAUUUUACACAUGUUAGUUAGCUUGUAUAGUCGCAUUGAAGUAUAUACUUAAUAAAAACAAAAUAAAAAAAAUAAUAAACAAUAUUGCAGUAAAUAAAAGGAAA